UUCAUCUUCUCAAAUUUCUUAAAAUCAUUUUGUGUUUUGCUUUGCAGAUUUCAGAAAUGGAGUCUGGCUUAGCAGUUGGUGGUGCAUUUAUCUCUUCAGCUUUGAAUGUUCUCUUUGAUAGGCUUGCACCUCAGGGUGAGCUGCUCAAGAUGUUUCAGAAGCAUAAGAAUGAUGUUCGUCUCUUAAAGAAGCUGAGAAUGACUUUGCUUGGUCUUCAAGCUGUGCUAAGUGAUGCAGAGAGUAAGCAGGCAUCAAAUCAAUUUGUGAGCCAGUGGCUUAAUGAGUUUCGAAAUGCUGUCGACUCUGCUGAAAACUUAAUGGAAGAGGUCAAUUAUGAGGCUUUGAGACUUAAGGUUGAAGGUCAGCAUCAAAAUCUUGCAGAAACUAGCAACCAGCAAGUAAGUGACAAUAACCUGUGCUUGAGUGAUGAUUUUUUCCUUAACAUAAAGGAGAAGUUGGAAGACACUAUUGAAACAUUGAAAGAUUUGCAAGAGCAAAUUGGUGACCUUGGCUUAAAGGACCAAUUUGGUUCCACUAAACAAGAAACUAGAACACCUUCAACUUCUUUGGUUGAUGAUUCUGAUAUCUUUGGUAGGCACAAGGAAAUAGAGGAUUUGAUUGUCCGUUUAUUGUCUGAAGAUGCAAAUGGAAAAAAUCUGGCUGUAGUUCCUAUCGUUGGAAUGGGCGGCGUGGGUAAGACAACACUUGCUAAAGCCGUUUACAAUAAUGAGAAGGUGAAGGACCAUUUUGGUUUGAAAGCUUGGUUUUGUGUUUCUGAGGCAUAUGAUGCUUUCAGAAUAACAAAAGGUUUACUUCAAGAAAUUUGCUUAACGGUUGAUGACAAUCUUAAUCAGCUACAAGUCAAAUUGAAGGAAAGCCUGAAGGGAAAGAAGUUUCUUGUUGUCCUUGAUGAUGUGUGGAAUGAUAACUAUAACGAGUGGGAUGACUUGAGAAAUCUUUUUGUACUAGGAGAUUUGGGAAGUAAGAUCAUUGUAACUACACGAAAGGAGAGUGUUGCUUUGAUGAUGGGUAGUGGAGCAAUCAAUGUGGGAACUCUGUCUAGUGAAGUCUCUUGGGCUUUAUUCAAACGACAUUCACUAGAAAACAGGGAUCCUGAGGAACAUCCAGAAUUUGAAGAGGUUGGAAGAAAAAUUGCAGACAAGUGCUAAGGGUUGCCUUUAGCUCUAAAGGCACUUGCUGGUAUUUUACGCUGCAAAUCAGAGGUGGAUGAGUGGAGAGACAUUUUAAGAAGUGAAAUUUGGGAGCUUCCAAGUUGUUUGAAUGGUAUAUUACCAGCGUUGAUGUUGAGUUACAAUGAUCUUCCUGCACAUUUGAAGCAAUGUUUUGCUUAUUGUGCAAUAUAUCCCAAAGAUUAUCCAUUCUGCAAAGACCAAGUUAUUCACUUGUGGAUUGCUAAUGGUCUUGUACCACAGUUUCGUGCAG
Solanum tuberosum (potato) is the source of this 1443-nucleotide messenger RNA. Its product is annotated as putative disease resistance RPP13-like protein 1. Gene Ontology annotation, molecular function: ADP binding. The transcript has a single exon. Bases 57 to 1169 code for a protein of 370 amino acids. NCBI's taxonomy places the organism in Eukaryota, Viridiplantae, Streptophyta, Magnoliopsida, Solanales, Solanaceae. The record is from RefSeq and is a predicted model, not a curated record.